CUAGCAGAUGAAUUAACCUGCAUGUGGAUGUUUUUCUCUGCCUGCGCUCUGAUUGGUGGAUUGCUGUGAUGUCAUCAGUGGGUCGGCGGGCGCUACUCGUUGUGGUCGGCCAUCGGUCUGUCCAUCGCUCUGCACAUCGGGUUCGAGAACUUCGAGCAGCUUCUGUCUGGAGCCCACUGGAUGGAUAACCACUUCCGCAGCGCCCCUCUGGAGCGGAACGUGCCGGUCCUCCUGGCCCUGCUGGGGGUCUGGUACAUCAACCUGUGGGGGGCGGAGACCCAGGCCCUGCUGCCCUACGACCAGUACCUGCACCGCUUCGCCGCCUACUUCCAGCAGGGGGACAUGGAGUCCAACGGGAAGUACAUCACGGCCGACGGGUCCCGGGUGGACUACCACACCGGACCCAUCGUCUGGGGGGAACCGGGAACCAACGGCCAGCACGCCUUCUACCAGCUGAUCCACCAAGGAACUCGGAUGAUUCCUGCUGACUUCCUCAUCCCGGCUCAGUCUCAACAUCCAAUCAGAGACAACCUCCAUCACAAGAUCCUGAUGGCGAACUUCCUGGCCCAGACCGAGGCCCUGAUGAAGGGGAAGACCCCCGAGGAGGCGCAGGGGGAGCUGGAGGCGGCCGGCCUGAAGGGAGACCGGCUGCACAAGCUGCUGCCGCACAAGGUCUUCCAGGGAAACAAACCCAGCAACUCCAUCGUCUUCAAGAAGCUGAGCCCCUUCACUCUGGGAGCUCUGAUUGCCAUGUACGAACACAAGAUCUUCGUCCAGGGAGUGGUGUGGAACAUCAACAGCUACGACCAGUGGGGGGUGGAGCUGGGGAAGCAGCUGGCGAAGCGGAUCGAGCCGGAGCUGAAGGACGCCUCGGAGGUCGGUUCCCACGACUCGUCCACCAACGGACUGAUCAACUUCCUGAAGAAGAACUUCGCCUGAGCUGUGGCCCCGCCCCCCCGCCUCGCCCCGCUCCCAUUGGCGGAGUGGUUCUGGGAACCAGCAGCUUUAGUGUGAAGGAGUGUGUGUUGCUUUGUGGACGAACGUCCAGCGUCUCCGUGUCAACGUGCUCGUGACUGUAGGUGGUUCCUUCAAAAUAAAAGCUUUGUCACCCUGCUGA
Salarias fasciatus (jewelled blenny) is the source of this 1117-nucleotide messenger RNA. Its product is annotated as glucose-6-phosphate isomerase-like. Gene Ontology annotation, biological process: gluconeogenesis; glucose 6-phosphate metabolic process; glycolytic process. Gene Ontology annotation, cellular component: cytosol. The transcript has 9 exons. Bases 181 to 939 code for a protein of 252 amino acids. NCBI's taxonomy places the organism in Eukaryota, Metazoa, Chordata, Actinopteri, Blenniiformes, Blenniidae. Gene Ontology annotation, molecular function: carbohydrate derivative binding; glucose-6-phosphate isomerase activity; monosaccharide binding. The record is from RefSeq and is a predicted model, not a curated record.